This is a messenger RNA of Xenia sp. Carnegie-2017, 837 nucleotides long. RefSeq lists its product as uncharacterized. The coding region runs from base 1 to 837 and encodes 278 amino acids. The record is from RefSeq and is a predicted model, not a curated record. NCBI's taxonomy places the organism in Eukaryota, Metazoa, Cnidaria, Anthozoa, Malacalcyonacea, Xeniidae. The transcript is spliced from 5 exons.
AUGACUUGUGAUGAACUGUCACAAUUUUAUGACUCAUUUGAUCGACAAAUCGAUGUUAAUGAUUUUGAAGUUGAUUUUGAACCACAAAGAAAGAAGGCGAAGCAUAAAGAGAAGGAAAUGAACAAAGAGAAGAAAGGCGAGAGAAGGCCUUCCAUUCGUGAAAAGUUGUACCAAAGAGAUAUAGAAAAAGCAAUUGAAAUGUCACUAAUAAAUACACCUUAUGACAGAAAAGAUAAUGAUGUUGGACAAAAUGAAAGCAGUCAUAUCAAAAUAAACAGUGAAGGUAUUGAUGAUGAUGCACGCGACACCUGCGAUGCACGUGACACCUGCGAUGCACGUGACACCUGCGAUAAGAGUAGUGCUAAAGUAAACAAGAUUCAUGACAAUGAUGUCGAAAGUGAUUCCAAUGAAGAGAAAAUUGCGAACCUGAAGAACGGCAAGAAAAUGUCUGGUGGGAGUCAUAUGUUUUCCGAGUCAUCCGACUACAAAUGCACACCUGUUGUUGGUACAAAGGAGAAAAAGUCAUCACCUAUAAAUUCUUCCAAAGAGAACUUUGGACAUUUGAAAAAUGAAGGGAAAAUUUCCACAAUUUCUUGCGUUGGUACAAAGGAGAAAAAGUCAUCACCUAUAAAUUCUUCUAAAGAGAGCGUUAAGCAUAUGAAAAAUGAGGGGACAAUCUCAACAUUUUCUUCACCUAAACUGUUUACAAACAAAACCAGCGGUUCUUUUUUUCUUGGCGGUGUUAAAACUAAGAAUCCAGGUCCGCCAUUACGUGUAGCACUAUCAAGAAACCAUAAGGUUAAACCACUUUACAAUAAAGUUACGCUUUCUCAAUAA